Messenger RNA from Monodelphis domestica (gray short-tailed opossum), 2267 nucleotides. RefSeq names its product transmembrane protein 233 (gene TMEM233). Lineage: Eukaryota; Metazoa; Chordata; Mammalia; Didelphimorphia; Didelphidae. Gene Ontology annotation, cellular component: membrane. The record is from RefSeq and is a predicted model, not a curated record.
UCUCGCUCUGUCUGUCUCCCUAGUUCUCGGUUUCUCAGUCUGUCAGUCUCAGUGAGUCGGUUUCUCCCUCCCUUCUGCCUGCUCCCGCCCCCGCCCCUCACCCCCACCCCCCACCCCCACAGUGGCGGCGCCCUUGGCUCUGGUUCCCGAAGGAGCCCCAGCAGCAGCAGCAACAGCAACAGCAGCAGCAGCAGCAGCAGCAGCAGCAAAGGUGGGAGGCAGCAGCAGCAAGAGCAGCAGCAGCAAGAGCAGCAGCAGCAGCAGCAGCGGGCGGAGGAGGGAUGAGAGGUGAGGUCACGUCUCCCCUGAGCCCAGCGCCGGCUUUUCAGAGCUUCUUCUGGAGCCCCCGGCCAGUGUCCGCAGCCUCCGCAGACCUCCUGUCCUGCCCCCGCCUUCUCGGCUUCUCCCAUGUCUCAGCACCGCCCCACGUCGGACUCCAAGCGGGCUUUGGACGGCAGUCCCGAGAACAACAUCGAGGAUGAUGCCCCCGACGAGAACGUCCAGAUGCCCCCCAACUACCUGCUGCUCACCAUCUUCUCCUGCUUCUGCCCCGCGUAUCCCAUCAACAUAGUGGCCUUCGUCUUCUCCAUCAUGUCUCUAAACAGCUUUAACCAAGGUGACAUAGAAGGGUCAAAGAGACUGGGCCGAAACGCCAAGUGGGUUGCUAUUGCGUCAAUCAUCAUUGGCCUUCUGAUCAUCGCCAUCUCUUGUGUGGUCCAUUUCGCGGUAGACGGUUUUUGAUCACCUGAAAGCCUACAACUACAAUGAAGGAUGAACAGCAUCUGAGAGCGGCUGACCAGGAGCUUCUGAAGAGUAGCCCUUCCAUUCAGACUGUCAGAUCUUAUCCUCUCAGGCUUUCCAGAGGCAGGUCCUUGGUGAAUGAGCUAAAAAAUAUCUAAUGUUUAUGAAAUAUGAGGGGCAUGACCAUAUCAUCCAAAGUAUUUAUUUGUUUAAAAAACAAAAACCUUCCAUUUGCCAUCAGCCACCCUGUCCUUUCCUCUUUCACCUCUUCUUCCUCCUCCAUUUCUUCCUCAUCUCAGGUACAGCGGGUGCUGAUGACCCUCUGGAAAUCCUAGUUGCUUUCCAUUCAUGUGGACAAUUUCCUGGUUGUGGGGGGGUCUCAUUUCCUGUAAUCCCCAAGUCCCUAAAUUGAUGCCGUUUAUAAUGAAUGGCAUGCUUGUGGACUCUUUUUGCACCCCCUACACCUAAAAACUCAGUUGAAUCUGUGACUUUUUUUUAUACUCUCCAGCUUCUGCAGACUUACUGUAGUCUCCCCUUUCCUCAGUCUUGAGAUCCUCCACUGAUUCCUGUCCAACUCUCGACCACUGAGGGAGAUCAUGGGUUCCCCUUUGCCAAAUAGGCAGCUCCUUCCUGUGGCUACUUCAACUAUUGGUCAACGUGGUAAUCAGCUACCUUCCUCCUUCAAUAUGCCCUGAGUAUAGUUGGGCCCCCCUCAAAUCUAGGCACUUCUUCAGCUCUUUGCUUCCCUUUUGAAUGAAUGGCUGCUGGUGGAAAGUGCUCUUUCCAUCUCUUCUAUACUAAACCGUUAGCAAGAUUUCCUUAUAUGCUAUCAAAAUGUUGCUACCUAUUCCCAGCUGCAUUUCUUUUCCAUCCCUGGGAGCCCUUUGGAGUCUGAGUGUCCCAACUCAUGAUACCCGUCCUUUUCCUGCCUGCCAGGACAUACCCAAUGGUCGUGUCCAAAUGAAAAGGACUGGGAGAAGGGGGAGAGGGCAGCAUGGUCUAAUUGGAAACAAAGGCUCAACAUCAGCACACUAGUCCUAGCUUUGUCAAUAGUGAGCUGGGGCAAGUCGGGGUCUCAGUUUUUGGAAUCUGAAAAAUGGAGGCGAUCAUGGCUGCCCAACUUGCUUCACAAGGUUAUUGUUGGGCAUCGAGAGAUUUGAAAUCAAUCUGGAAAAUGUAAAGCUUCCUAGAGAGGUUGAUUAAUCAUGACUAGCAAAUCUCAGGCUUUGAUAAAAACCUUGGGUCCUCCUGGGAAGUAAAUGGAUCCCAAAGUUCCAUGAUUGAUUCACUAAAAAGAAACAACUCAAGCCAGCACUUGGGUCAGGUGAGCAUUUGGAUCAGGAACCCACUCUUCACACAAGAGGCGACAUAUUGCCCAUGUCCUCCUUUGAGUCCUUAGCUGCCAUGUUUCUGAUGCCCUGGUGGGUUUUGCUCUGUGUCUUGUUAGUUUGUUUUCACUGCUGACUCUCUUCCUGAUUGCGAUGACAGUGUUGCUGGGAUGCACAAUAAAAGUGAUUUUAACUAAA